AUGCUCCGAAGGUCGACGGUACACAUUGGCGCAGCGGCAGCUGCCGCCGUCCUUGCAAGUCAGAAGUCGCCUGGGAGCACGGCCCGUUGCGAAAAGAUCUACGAGAGCGGCCAAGUCCUGGGCCGCGGGGUCAAGCUGGAACUGUGGAAAGCCAAGCACAAGAACGUGGACGUGCUCGACUUGGAGAGCGAAACCAUCCAAACAGGGCUGACGCACGUUCGCGAUUAUCAUGCGACGGGAGCCAAGUUUGUCCACGUGGCCAAUAAGUUGCUCCGCAACGUGCUGGAAUCGGCGCUGACCCAGCUUCCCAACGAUGAAGAUGUGGUCGUUACGACUCCGUUGGGCCACAAGAUCAAAGGCAUCGAUUACGAAGAUGGCGUCAACGUGUGCGGCAUAGCUUUGGUCGAGCGUGAUCUCGUCCUAGAACAGAUGAACCUCCUCCUCAAGACGACACUCCCCUUUGAUUCGGUAAUCGGGCACCUCCAAUUGAGCGCCAACUCGUCGACUCCCGGAGCGCUCGCGACAGCCACCCUCCCUGACGGCAUCGAAGACAUGCACGUUAUCUUGGUGCACCCCGAAUUCGCGUCGUUUGACGUGGUCCAACCUGCGCUGCAACUCCUGCUGAAGAAAGGUGUACCGGAAGACCAUAUCCAAGUCGUCACGCUUGUGACGUGCCCUGCUGCAGCGGACAAGUUUUGCGCCACCUUUGCGGACGUGAGUUUGGUCACGGCGGCAUUCGACGCGACGUCGGAUAGCCAAGGCCGCAUUGUCCCAGGCCUGGGCAACUUUGAAAAACGCUAUGCCGGCGACGCCAUCGAAGUCCCCGACGUCUCCGACGACCAGGGCGACGGCGCUGGCACUGGUGGGAUCACGUCGUGGUGGCCAUUCAAGUAG
Molecule: messenger RNA, 894 nt
Organism: Aphanomyces invadans
Lineage: Eukaryota; Oomycota; Saprolegniomycetes; Saprolegniales; Verrucalvaceae
Exons: 7
Coding region: 1-894 (297 amino acids)
Source: RefSeq, a predicted model, not a curated record